Mangifera indica (mango) is the source of this 1502-nucleotide messenger RNA. Its product is annotated as alpha/beta hydrolase domain-containing protein 17B-like. The record is from RefSeq and is a predicted model, not a curated record. The coding region runs from base 157 to 1272 and encodes 371 amino acids. Lineage: Eukaryota; Viridiplantae; Streptophyta; Magnoliopsida; Sapindales; Anacardiaceae. The transcript is spliced from 5 exons.
UGGUAAGCCUGUCAUUGAUCACUUAAUCCUACAUAAUCCCUCCAAGUCUCUCGCCCCCUAAGCUAAAAAAUACUCGGAACCAACCAUUAAAAAAAAAGGAAUUUUUAUCAUCUUUUCGUUCUAAAACUUCCCCCUUAACAGUCUAUGCAGUGAGUGAUGGGUGGGGUGACAUCCUCCAUGGCUGCUAAAUUUGCCUUUUUCCCACCAAACCCUCCUUCAUAUAGGCUAAUUACCGACGUUACCACUGGCCUCUUGCUCAUGGACUCAUACCCUCGCCGUGAAAACACCGACGUUUUACGCUUGCCCACUCGUCGUGGCACUGAGAUCGCCGCCGUCUAUGUCAGGUAUCCCAUGGCCACUACUACUCUUUUGUACUCUCAUGGUAAUGCAACUGAUAUCGGCCAGAUGUACGAGCUCUUCCUCGAACUGAGUAUUCACUUGCGUGUUAAUCUCAUGGGAUAUGACUACUCUGGCUAUGGGCAGUCAUCUGGAAAGCCCAGUGAGCAGAAUACUUAUGCAGAUAUUGAAGCUGCAUACAGGUGUCUAGAAGAGAGCUAUGGUGCUAAGCAGGAAGACAUUAUCCUUUAUGGUCAGUCUGUUGGAAGUGGACCUACUCUGGAUCUUGCAGCCCGUUUACCUCAGCUAAGAGCUGUUGUUCUGCAUAGUCCUAUACUUUCUGGAUUAAGAGUUAUGUAUCCAGUAAAGCGCACUUACUGGUUUGACAUCUAUAAGAACAUUGAUAAAAUUCCGCUUGUAAAGUGCCCUGUACUGAUUAUUCAUGGUACUUCUGAUGAGGUGGUUGAUUGCUCUCAUGGAAAGCAACUUUGGGAACUAUGCCAAGAGAAGUAUGAACCCCUGUGGCUUAAAGGAGGAAACCACUGUGAUCUGGAACUCUUUCCAGAAUACCUUAGGCACCUCAAGAAAUUUAUAACCAGUGUUGAAAAAUCAACUUCACAAAGGAGCAAUUCCCGUAGGAGCGUUGAUCAGCUUGAACAUUCCAGACAAAGUACAGAUUGUUUCGAAGCACCAAGGAAGAGUACUGAUCACAGAGAAAAACCAAGAAAAAGCACAGGCAGGCCUGAAAAACUGAGACUUUAUGAGUACAAAUUUAACAAUAAUGACAAGCUAGAAAAGUUAAGAAUCUCUUUGGACCAUAUGGAUAGGUCCCGGAGAAGCGUGGAAUACCAUGAUAAAUCUAGGAGAAGCAUUGAUCAACAAUUAGAAAGAGCCCGGAAGAGUGUGGACUGGCUGGAUCGAAUUCGAGCUGGUUAAGCAUUUCAUGUCAUUUAUAAACUUUUUAGACCAAUUGAGUUUGUUAUGGAGAGAUGGAGACAUGAAGAAAAAAUGGGGAAAAAUAUUUGGGUUUAGACAAUUUUAACUUAAUGAAUAUUACACAAUGUGUAUUCGGAACAAUGUCCUGACUUGUAAUUUGUAGAGUUCCAUAUAUUGGGAUUCAACGUCCUUUAUUGUUAAUGAAGCAACCCCUAACUUGUCUGAUCCAA